UCUCAUCUCCCCCACUCUCGAUUUCGCCCGUCAAAAACAGAUCUUCCGCGGCGCCUUUCUCCAAAUCUACCAUCCCACCGAUCGACUUUCGCCUCCUCUCAGAAACAUUGUUAUCAAAACAAUCUGGGUUUUCAAAUUGAAAAUCCUUCUUCACAGGGGGAGAGAACGUGGAUUUAACGUGUAGCUGAAUGCUGUUCUGCUAAUUACAUGCAUCCACCGUACUGGGUACGUGCGAUAGAGCUGUAGAUAUUAUUUAGAAGAGAGGAUUUUGGCGAGGUGGGAGAAGAUUUCGCAAGAUGUCUAGUCAGCAGGUGGCGGAAGUAAAGACGGCGACGAUUUUGUCAUGCAUGACCUGCCCACUCUGUGACAAGCUCUUUAGGGAAGCGACCACCAUAAUCGAAUGUCUGCAUACAUUUUGCAGGAAAUGCAUAUAUAAGAAGCUUGAUGAUGAGGAACUAGAAUGUUGUCCAAUAUGCAAUAUAGAUUUGGGUUGUGCCCCAUUGGAAAAGCUAAGGCCUGACCACAGUCUGCAAGAUAUGAGAGCUAAACUCUUUCCUUUCGAUAGAAGAAAAAUGAAGGCACCUGAACUCGUGCAUUCAAUUACAACAUUACCUGCAAAAAGAAAGGAAAGAUCGCUCUCAUCUCUGGUGGUUACUCCCAUAGUAUCAUCAUCACAUGGCCAAUUGACAGGAAAACGUUCCAAACCUGUUGGUAGAAAAGCAUCUUCCUCACGGUUCACAAGUGAGAAACAUGCUAAGAAAGUGGAUGAUUAUAUUGAAGAUGAUGAAGAGAGCAGCAGCUCUCCAGAGAGCAUAGACAGAUCUACUCAGCAUUUUAGACAGAAUUCUGUUGCUGAAACAUCUAGACAGUCCUUACUGGAAAAAGAAACAGAAAAUAGUGCUGAAUCAAGAGAAGUAAAAGUUGAUCUUUGGAAAUCAUUGAAUUGUUUGGUGGAAGCUGCAAAUAGGACUAAAUUCUCAAACUAUCAAGAGUCUACUGAUAAAACUGAACCCCUUUAUAUCCAUAAUAACAACGAUGGACAAUCCUGGAGAUCUAAAGCCAAAUUUAAAGUCCCUGAUGAUCCCGUGUCUUUGGAUUCGGUACAACCUAAAAAGUUGCGGAGAAUUCAACCCAAAAAGGCUGCAGCUUCGGCUCGAGACAUGUUAGAUUCUAUCAGUGGUACAGUUGAAAGAAGGAAUAGCCCUAUAUGGUUUUCCUUAAUGCCUGCCGAAGGCCGGGAUGGGCUUGCAUUACCACAGAUACGUGCCAGAUACUUAAGAAUCAGGGAUGGGUCAAUGACUGUUUCCUUUAUCAAGAAGUACAUCGCUAAGAAACUAGAUCUUACAAGUGAUGUUGAGGUUGAAAUCAAAUGUAUGGGUCAGACAGUGAUCCCAACAUUGCAGCUGAAUCAUUUAGUAGAUUUAUGGGUUCAAAGUAUGCCAACAUCCAAAAGUGUACCGGCCUUGAUUGGUUCAUCUGCCAAGGAAUUUGUCAUGGUCUUAACAUAUGCCCGUCAAGCUCCCCCUUCUUAGAGAACAAUUUUUUCAAAACUAAUCAUCUUUUAUCGUCAAAUAUGGGUCAUAGCUAUUGAUCAAAGAGUUGGUUACAAUUCCUUUGUUUUAUUGUUUUUCUAGUCUGACAAGUAAAUUUACUAUUUCAGCACAAAAAAAG
Molecule: messenger RNA, 1671 nt
Organism: Impatiens glandulifera
Lineage: Eukaryota; Viridiplantae; Streptophyta; Magnoliopsida; Ericales; Balsaminaceae
Product: E3 ubiquitin protein ligase DRIP2-like
Exons: 8
Coding region: 297-1532 (411 amino acids)
Molecular function (GO): ubiquitin-protein transferase activity
Source: RefSeq, a predicted model, not a curated record